UUGCAGGGCAUUCAUUCAGGUAGUAAAAGUCCUACAGAUUUCAGAUCUCAGACUGCAGGGGGUAAUGAUGGACUGAGAAUGGCACAAAUUAUAUCAGGACCAUACUCUGAAAUAUAUGAUCCACAUUAUGAGGAGAUUAAGGAGUGCUUACCUCCUAGAAAUGGUACAUCUGAGAUGGCAGAAAUUGACAGAGUUGGAGAAACAAUAAUGCAAGUAGCAGACAGUGAAGAUGGAGGAUACUUACAAACAAUAACAUCAGUGGCAGACAAUGAUAAUGGAGGGUACAUCGAACCAGUAAUGUCGGCAGAAGACAAUGAUGAUGGAGGGUACAUAGAACCAGUAAUGUCGGCAGAAGACAAUGAUGAUGGAGGAUACAUUGAACCAGUAAUGUCGGCAGAAGACAAUGAUGAUGGAGGAUACAUUGAACCAAUAAUGCAAGCGGUAGACAAUGAUGAUGGAGGGUACAUAGAACCAAUUCCUCAUUAUGGCACUUCUGCUUCAGGUGAUGAGGAAAAGAAACCCACCAGGCUCCUUGUUGAUGACUACCUCACAUACCAUGCAUGAGUAACUGUGAAGAGUGUAUAGACCUGUAUCAGUUACAGUGGUACAGGGCAGGUUGAGGCAUUUCUAAGGUCAUUUACAAAACAAAUGUGGAUAUUGUCACUAUAACAAAAUCAUGGUUAACAUCUAAUGACCUGACAUAUGCACUUAUUUUUCCUAUGUAAUAAUUCAUUCACUAGCUCCUCAAUUCGUAAGGCCUUCAUGCAGUUUGUGAAAGAACAUAAUCAGUCUUAACCCCAUGUUUUUUUAAGGUCAGUUACUGAUACAUACUCUUCCUUUCAAAGUGCCCAUUCCUGUGCUUUCUGAAUCUGUUGGAAAAGCCCUAAAUGAUAUCUCUAUUCAACAAAUCCACAUGUCUACAUGGUUUUUUUUCCUCUCACUCAUGUGUCACAUAGCUCUAUCACCUAACCUAUACCUGAUAUACUCCCCUUGACAACCCUAAACCCCCAGAAUUGAUUUUGUGUUUUUAGAUUAUAAGGACACAUUUCCCCAUUGUCAGAGGCGAAGGUAUGGGCAGUGCAACCAGUACAAAUUACUUGGCCUUGUGGACUACAGUAUAUAUUUCUUUUCAUUAAUUUUCAACCCAUACAUUGUGUGACAUGUGUAUCUUGUCACAAUGGGAUAACCCAUGUUCCUUUGUCUCACAUCAUAUGAGCACAGUUACCAAGAUAAUCUCGUGAAGACAAGAGCACACAAUAUUCAUUACCUAGUUUAACAGCUUUUGUAUUACUCUAGCUGGGGUGAGUGAAUUAUAUUUUUUAUAUAUUGUAUUAAUUAAUAUUUUUAUAGAUGUUAUUAUUUUAAAUCAUGGUUAAAGAUGUUGAAUUAGUAUAAGUUGGUUAUAAUUAUCACUACUUGUGAAGUAAUUAACUUUUGUGCUAAUUUAGGUAUUCAGAGAGGUUGUGCACAUGUUUUAGUCUCUGAUAGUAGAAAGGUGGUUUUAUCUAAACCAUUUAAAUGUUAUGAUUGUUUAAGAUAACGAUUAUUAUAACUGAUGUUAUGUUAUUAUAAGCCAUGGUAUUAUAAGUAAUGCAUUCAUACAAUAUAUAUUUGUUAUACCUUUAACUCUGACAUUAGAAUCUUAUAUACAUUAAUGCUAUUGUCUUAAAUGAGUGAAUACAUAUUAAUUAUAUAAUCAUUUAGUAUACUUGAUUAAUAUCUUUUAGUCGAAUGUUAAGUUGUAGUUAGUGUUUAAGAUGCUGAAGCCUAGUAAUGAAGUUCUAUGGGUGAAUGACCUUGA
Molecule: messenger RNA, 1801 nt
Organism: Anneissia japonica
Lineage: Eukaryota; Metazoa; Echinodermata; Crinoidea; Comatulida; Comatulidae
Exons: 2
Coding region: 79-564 (161 amino acids)
Source: RefSeq, a predicted model, not a curated record